Molecule: messenger RNA, 5074 nt
Organism: Nerophis ophidion (straightnose pipefish)
Lineage: Eukaryota; Metazoa; Chordata; Actinopteri; Syngnathiformes; Syngnathidae
Gene: tgfbrap1
Product: transforming growth factor, beta receptor associated protein 1
Exons: 13
Coding region: 245-2872 (875 amino acids)
Biological process (GO): endosomal vesicle fusion; autophagy; vesicle-mediated transport
Cellular component (GO): cytoplasm; membrane
Source: RefSeq, a predicted model, not a curated record
CACAUGUCUCCUGGCGUCCACAGCGGCGGUAAUGGGCGGUGUUUGGCGUCACUUAGCCGGACCCUGCAGCCGCCACCAUUCAUGCCGUCGCCCCGUCGGCUGUGUGCCGCCUGUCAACAUGGUUAUCUUGGCGUGGGUUCGUCGGUAUCUUCCGUGGUUAUUCACUUAGGAGACCUAGUGCUCCUCCGGGUCCGGCCUGCCUCGGUGAGCAGCUCCGUCUGAGCGUUUAGAUGCCUCGGCCAAGAUGAGUGUCAAGGCCUUCGAGCUCAUCCCGGCUGUGGAGCGGGACCUCCUCAUGGGCGAUAAGGCUCGUAUCAACAUCGAAUGUAUCGAAUGUUGUGGGAAGCACUUAUAUGUGGGGACCAACGACUGUUUCAUCCACCACUUCCUGCUGGACGAGGUUACCUCCGCCAAAGGGAAGCGGACUUACUCGGCCCAGAAACUGCUUCACAAGUAUCUGGGCCUGAAGAAGCCGGUGGCGGAACUGCGGGCCGCCUCGGCCCUGGAGCGCCUGAUCGUGCUGUGUGACGGCGUGGUGUUCCUCGUGGACAUGGUGACCCUGGAGACUGUGCCGUCGGCCGCGGGAGGCGGAGCCCGUAUCCGAGGCGUGACGGCGUUUUGCAUCAACGAGAACCCGGUGAAUGGCGAUCCGUUCUGCGUAGAGAUGGGUGUCCUUUCCUCGAAGCGCAGGACUGUUCAGAUUUACAUGGUGUACGACGACCGGGUGCAGCUGCUCAAAGAGGUGACCACGCCGGAGCAGCCCUGCGCCGUCUGUCUCGACGGCUACUUCCUGUGCCUGGCGUUGGCGACGCAGUACAUGAUCCUGAACUACCACACAGGAGCCGCCCAAGAUCUCUUCCCUUACAACAGCGAGGAGAGGAGACCCAUAGUGAAGAGGAUUGGUAGGGAGGAGUUCCUCUUGGCGGCGCCGGGUGGUCUUGGAAUGUUUGCCAAUGCAGAAGGGGCCUCCCAACGGGCGCCUGUCAGCUGGUCCGAGAACGUGAUCGGCGCGGCCGUCUCCUUCCCGUAUGUGGUGGCCUUAGACGAGAGCUUCAUCACCAUCCACAGCAUGUUGGACCAACAGCUGAAACAGACCCUUUCAUUCAGGGAUGGACACCUUCUACAGGACUUUGAAGGGAAGGUCAUUCUGGCGUCCACUAAAGCCGUGUACGUUCUGGUACCAAUGCCACUGGAGAGACAGAUCCAGGACUUGUUGGCCAGCCACAGAGUGGAGGAGGCGCUCAUACUUACAGAGGGAGCGCAAAGAAAUAUUCCCAAAGAAAAAUUCCUGAUCUUGCACAAAAGAAUUCUGCAACAGGCAGGCUUCAUACAGUUUGGCCAGCUUCAAUUUGUAGAAGCGAAAGAGCACUUCUGGAAAGGUCAUCUGGAUGUGCGGGAGCUGAUUUCUCUCUACCCGCUGCUGCUGCCGGCGUCUUCUUCAUUCACACGCUGCCACCCUCCUCUGCACCAGUUUGCAGACCUCAAUCACUUGGCGCAGGGAGACCAGGGAAAAGUGUUGCGGUGCAAGAAGUUCCUGAUCAGCUAUUUGGCAGAGGUGCGAAGCACAGAGGUAGCAAACGGUUGCAGAGAGGACGUGGACACGGCAUUGUUGAAACUGUACGCCGAACAAGAUCACGAUAGCCUUCUGGACCUGCUGGCGUCAGACAAUGCCUGCCUGUUAGCAGACUGUGUCCCGUGGCUGGAAAAAUAUCACAAAUAUUUUGCACUCGGGCUGCUCUACCAUUCUAACGGCCAGGAUCCAGCAGCUCUUCAGAUGUGGACCCGUGUCGCUGACGGCCAUCUAGAGGAUUCUACAAGGCCGGAUCUCUUUGACUACAUUGUAGACUUUCUCUGCUCCACUGCCAAUCUGGACCUCGUGUGGAAGUACGCAAACUGGGCGCUACACAAGGAUCCUGCUACAGCUGUCCACAUCUUUUCCAAGAGGUCCGGUGAUCAGGCCCAGGCAGACCUGAAGCCUGACGAUGUCAUCGCAUACCUGGCAGAGCACAGGGAGGCUCUCCUCCUCUAUUUGGAACACCUGGUGCUAGAAAGGCGGACACAGGAGGAGAAAUUCCACACCCAUCUGGCGGUCUUGUACGUGGACAGGGUCUUGUCCCUGCUGUCGGAUUCCCCAGCCGAUGAGGAGCAGCUGAGCAGCACCAGAAAGAAGCUCCAGGCUCUCCUCAGGGAGUCCAACCUGUACAGAGCCCAGCAUCUUCUAGGUAAGGUGGAAAAGUGCGAGCAGCUGCUGCUCGAGCGUGCGAUGCUGCACGGGAAUCUGGAGGAGCACGACAAAGCGCUCGACAUCUUGGUGCACAAGCUGAGAGACUUCCCGUCUGCGGAGGCCUAUUGUGUUUGGGCUUCUUCCUCCCAGGAACCUGCUGCCCGACAACAACUGUUCCACCGCCUCCUGGGGGUGUAUCUCCAACAUUGCGCAGCCGGGGACUCCCCAGCGCUUGGAGACCGCGGCGAUCUGGAGAUGGCUGCGGUGGACCUGCUGAAUCGUCACGGCGAGACAUUUGACGCGGUGCGCGUGCUGAGGACUCUGCCGGACAGCUGGUCGCUACAGCUGCUGCGGCCCUUCCUGGUUCGAGCCAUCAGGGCCAACAUGCACGCCUCACGCACGUCCCGCCUCGCCCUCGGACUUGCCCACUCCGAGCACCUCCAACUACUGCAUGACAAGCUGAAAGAGACGAAGAAGCCGAUCACUGUGUCCGCCAAGAAGGGAUGCCACUUGUGCCACAACACCUUCAGCGAGCCCAACGUGGUGUGUCUGCCCGGCGGCGUGCCCGUCCACGCUCAUUGCCUGGCCCAGAGAGUAAGAGACUCGCCCACAAAGAGACAGCUAACCAACAGCAACAAUCACACGUGAGGAAAAACAACACUGGGUUUUCUACGAGAGUCUCUAAAACAAAGAUGAAAGGGACGAGGGCAAAGCACAGAGGUCACUGAGACAGAAGUUUUAUGUGAUGCACGUGCAGAACGUUGCGCAGGUCAAAGUCAGCUCAACUCUCCUUUCAAGUAACAGUGGAGUGGAAAAACAAGUUCACUUUAUUAAUACGCUAAUUUGUCUUUCGUUCUGUCCAUUAAACCAUAUCCAACUGUAUUUACAAUAUACAAAGUUUGUUAAAAAUACUGUUUGAACAUCACAAAAUGCCACAAAUUCCUCUCCCAAUAGCUUUGGCUAUUUUUGGAGAUUGACAUCACUGUAAGAUUCUACACUCUGACCAUAUUAUUGGAGCAGUCAUACUGGAAAUACGCAAACAGUGGAAAGAGAUGUGCCGUUUAUCCUUUACAAUCAUGUAAGACAAGAACACAUAUGUUAAGAUUUUUUUUAUUCUAAAUCAUAAAUAAAUAUCUAACACUUGAGUCAACAUAUGGAGGGUCCUCUCAUUAUACUCUCUCAAAACAUCCUGAAGGCGCCAACAAUACCCCAUUUACAUGUCCUGACCUGAAAAUUAACCAAAUAUGUGUGAAUGUUGUCUAUCUGUGUUGGCCCUGCAAUGAGGUGACGACUUGUCCAGGGUGUACCUUGCCUUCCGCCCGAAUGCAGCUGAGAUAGGCUCCAGGAUCCCCCGCGACCCCAAAAGGGACAAGCAGUAGAAAAUGGAUGGAUGGAUGAGUCCAUUAAACCAUAUCCAACUGUAUUUACAAUACACAAAGUAGGUGAAAAUACCGUUUAAACAUCACAAAAUGCCACAAAUACAGUGAUACAUUUUGAAUAUUCCUCUCCCAAUACCUUUUGCUAUUUUUGGACAUUGACAUCACUGUAAGAUUUUGCACUCUGACCAUAUUAUUAGAGCAGUCAUACUGGAAAUAUGCAAACAGUGGAAAGAGAUGUGCAGUUUAUCAUUCACAAUCCUUAUGUAAAACAAGAACACAUGUUUGGAUUCUUUUUAUUCUAAAUCAUAAAUAAAUAUGUAACAAUUGAGUCAACUUAUGAAAGGUCCUCUCAUACUCUGUCAAAACAUCCAGAGAGUGCCAACAAUAUUCCAUUUACAUGUCCUGACCUGAAAAUUAACCAAAUAUGUGUGAAUGUUGUCUGUCUGUGUUGGCCCUGCGAUGAGGUGGCGACUUGUGCGGGCUGUACCCUGCCUUCCACCCGAAGGCAGCUGAGGUAGGCUCCAGCACCUCCCGCGACCCCAAAAGGGACAAGUGGUUGAAAAUGGAUGGAUGGAUGUGUCCAUUAAACCAUAUCCAACUGUAUUUACAAUACACAAAGUAUGUGAAAAUACUGUUUAAACAUUACAAAAUGCCACAAAUUCAGUCAGACAUUUUGAAUAUUCCUCUCCCAAUACCUUUUGCUAUUUUUGGGGAUUGACAUCACUGUAAGAUUGUGCAUUCUGACCAUAUUAUUAGAGCAGUCAUACUGGAAAUUUGCAAACUUUUCCUUCACAAUCCUUAUGUAAGACAAGAACACAUAUGUUUGCAUUUUUUUUAUUCUAAAUCAUAAAAAAAUAUCUAACAAUUGAGUCGACAGAUGGAAGGUCCUCUCAUUAUACUCUCUAAAAACAUCCAAUAGGCGCCAACAAAACUCCAUUUACAUGUCCUUAACUGAAAAUUAACCUAAUAUGAGUGGUAUUGUUAUUAAAAACGCUAACGCAGACAUUGAAAGCAGUGAGAUAAUUCUAGUUUAGGUCGCUAUUGUUGACACACUGCUGCUUCGAUUUAAACUUGGUAAAGUAAAUUUUAGAUGAUAGUUCAUGCAUCUCUCACCUGCUGGUAGACAAAUGUGGCCAUGGACCGAGAGACUGGUCCACUUUCCCAUCCGCCGAGACGACAAAAAAGACCCCCACUAGACAUUUCUUGCAGGAACUACUUUUUUAACCCUUACUGAGGAAAAUGCUUGAAUCUUUAUUUAAACGGAAUUAUGCGAGCGUCCCGUUUGUCAACAUCCCAGCGAGUGUGGCAAUAUUACAGUGUUUGUUCUAUUAUGCUUCAUUUAUAUGUUUAACACCUAGCAAUGUUGCUAAUGCUAUAGUGUCACAAUAAAGCUGCAUCCAUCACUCUGCUUCUAAAACUUAUUGCUCAUCCUCUUUGUGUUCAGGCUCAAAAAUAAAAGCUUGUUGAUCAU